ACACCAUUAAAAACCUUAAAGUCCUUUCUCCACUGAAUUAAUCUGCCUCCCCCGGCGACGAUGAACUUCUUCAGAUGUCUGUUGUCACUAUUGGUUGUGAUGGCACUAGUGGGUGGUACAACCGCUGAGAAAGCCAACUCUACCGGAGGAGGAAUGGUUUGGUCCAGUGCGAGGGACGAGGCGGAGCUGGUAGAAGAUUCCGGUUUGGUUAUCGGAGAACAGGAUCAAAUCGACGGUGGCUUCUCCUCCCUUGAUGGGAUGUUACACUGGGCUAUAGGCCACUCGGAUCCUGCGACAUUGAAGGAAGCAGCUAAAGAUGCACAGAAGAUGUCUAUGGAUGAGUUGCAGAAGCGUCAAGUUGAGCUAAAGGAGCUGGUGGAGAAGCUGAACAUGCCAUCAGACGCCAAGUUGAUGCAAAUAGCUGUCUCUGACUUGAACAAUGCUUCCUUGUCUCUUGAAGAUCGUCACCGUGCUUUGCAUGAGCUCUUGAUCCUCGUUGAACCUAUCGAUAAUGCUAAUGAUUUGAGCAAAUCAGGAGGGCUUAAAGUUGUGGCAGGAGAGCUUACUCAUUCUGACUCAGAUGUAAGGAAACUAGCUGCGUGGGUGCUCGGGAAGGCCAGCCAAAACAACCCUUUUGUUCAAGCCCAGGUUCUUGAACUUGGGGCUUUGACAACAUUGAUAAAGAUGGUAAACUCCAACUCUACUGAAGAAGCUGCGAAAGCACUCUUUGCUGUCUCUGCCUUGAUACGGAACAACAUAGCUGGCCAGGACAUGUUUUAUGCAUCACAAGGAUACAUUAUGCUUCAGGAUGUAAUGAGCAAUGGGAGCUUAGAUAUUAAACUUAGACGGAAAGCUGUAUUCUUAGUGGGUGAUUUGGCUGAGGUUCAACUACAAAACGCAGAGAAAUCUGAACUCCCUAUAUUCAGUGAUCGUUCCUUCCUAAAAUCCGUGGUGGAUUUGAUCCUUGUGCUUGAUCUUGAUCUUCAAGAAAAGGCUCUUACAGCAAUUAGUACUCUUCUUCAACUUAAGUCCAUAGAGCCUUUGGUUCUCAGAGACUUCUGCGGGUUGGAAGGAGCAUUAGAGAGAAUGAAGCUGCAGCUCAAGGAAUCAAUGGCGGAUGAAGACAAGAGAGACUACGCUGCAGAUGUGGAAAGCCUUCGUGGUGAAGUGGAACUGGUCUUCCGGAAAAAGCUUGGACUUUUUAUGACAUGAUCAGUAACUACUCCCUGUGCGUUUGAUUUAUUAGUGGGAAGAGCUUUAGACUUUAGUCAUAGGAGUUGUCUACAUAUCUGGUGGCUUAGAUAGGUUUAAGAUGUGUAAUGAUCCGUUUUGCAUGCUAUUUUCUCUACUUGAGAGGUUUUCAUCUUUAGUUCCAUAUCCUGUUUGCUAUGUUUUUAUAUAAUAGUUUUAUAAACUUCCACUA
This is a messenger RNA of Raphanus sativus (radish), 1423 nucleotides long. RefSeq lists its product as uncharacterized. The transcript is spliced from 7 exons. NCBI's taxonomy places the organism in Eukaryota, Viridiplantae, Streptophyta, Magnoliopsida, Brassicales, Brassicaceae. Bases 61 to 1212 code for a protein of 383 amino acids. The record is from RefSeq and is a predicted model, not a curated record.